AUGUUGAAUGAAGAAGACGUUCUUGGCAAUGGCUUUCUCGAUCCCGACGCUUCGAGAUACUUGCUCAGCUCAACGACAUCCUCAUCUAUCAACCGGUCAUUGUCCAUGCCUUUGCAGCUAGGCAAUCCCUGGAACACCGACAGCCAGUUUGAACCUGUUGUUUCAGACCUUGGUCAGCACUCGACUACAGCUGCCGUCGAUGAUGAUAUCUUAGGUGCUGGCGUGACAGCUGCCAGUGUGCUUGUGGGUAUCGACCUUCCAGAAAUAUACAACCAUGCUUAUCUACGAGCUCGUCCCACAGGCGAACGGGUGACCCUGGAUUCAUUGGAAAAAGUAAUUGCUUUGGCUGAAUUACCACCAAGGACCGUACAAGAGAUCAUGAAUAUGGUGGUUCCAGCGGGAGCAAUGUACGUCACUCACAAUGAAUUUAAUACGGCAUUGGCACUUGCAGCAUGCGCACAAAAGAGCAUGGAGGUCUCCCUGCACAACGUGUACCAGCAUCGCAAUGACCUUCCCAGCCCUGUCCUCCUCAAUCUCGACCAGUUGGAUGUAAAGAAACGAGUAUCACAAAAACAACAUCGAUCUACAGGCGGAAAUGGAUUAUCACCAAAAAUGACUACAACAAAUACGACCACUGCUCCUGUCGAUGAUCCUUGGUCAACUACAACAACUACUACAACAACGGCUAUUCCAAACACCCCUGUUCCCAAUGGCAACCAUGGUUUACACAAAGACACCACCACCACCACCAUUACGGCUACAACAGCAACACGCAACAUGGCAGUAAAAAGAACACCAUCCCACGAUUCCCUUACAUCCAGCUCUGAUGAUAGCAGUAACAGCAACAAUCAUGCCAUCCAACGUGCUUUGGCAAGUGAAUGGUUCCUGGAUUUGGACGUUGUUUCAGUUACGGUUGCCCCUGAAAGAGAAGGUUUUAUAUUCAAACACAUCAACUAUGUCGUUGAGAGCCAACAACGCUCAUCCAAGGUGUUGCGACGAUACAGCGACUUUUAUUGGUUGUGGGAGAUCUUAACACGUCGAUUCCCCAUACGUGCAGUACCCAAUUUACCACCGAAAAAAGUGGGCGGCAAGGAUGAUUCAUUCUUGGAAAAACGACGCAAAGGUCUAUUACGAUUUAUCAAUGCUGUUGUUCGACAUCCAGAAUUGAAACGCGAUGAGGUGGUGGAUCGUUUCUUGACAGAGCCAUCGGAAUUAUUAGCAUGGCGAAGAGCCAAUCCACCUGCCAAUGAUGAGGAAUUUGUGCGUGAAUCACCCAACAUCAAUGACCUCGCAGCGACGAUACCCAAAGACCUCGAUGAUCGCCUCAACAAUAUCAAAGCGAGACUUCCCAAUCUUAUUGAACAUUACAGCGCCAUGUGUAACACCCUCGAUCGCCAAAUACGAUGGAGUGAAAUGCAAGCUAGAGAAUUGACACGAUACAGCAUCACCUUAAAUGCCAUGAGCGAUCUUGAAGGAGAAUGCUAUGUAUCGGGAUGUCAAUCAUGCACCCAAGUCGCACGUGGUUACGAUGCUGUUGCCAAGCACAUGCAGCGUGCAGGAUCCAUCCUUGACGACCAAUCCUUGACAACAAGUAACGGUGUAUUGGAAAAUCUAAAGCGUCAUCGAGAUCACUUUUUAUCAUUCAAGGAGAUGUUGGAACGUAAAGAGAAACUUCAAAUCAAUCAAAUCGAUAGUCUUUCCAAAAAGAUCCAAGCCAAUCGAGCCAAGGUGAAUCAAAAUCGUGGUGUUCCUGGCCUUGAGGCAGAGGUGGAGCGAUUGGAUAAUGCCAUUGCAUCGGAUCAAGCUAAAUUGAUAUACCAACAAGAGCGUGAUACCCACAUUCGAUAUUGCGUGGCAUCCGAAUUAUCCUAUAUUCACAAGCAACAAGCAUUCAUUUCACACAUGUACCAAAACUACGUCGCCGAGCAAUUGCAGUUUUCACGACAAUUGGGCGAUAAUUGGAAGGUCUUGCAAGGAUUAGCAUGUGAAAUGCCUAUCGAGCCUGACGAGUUUGCUUAA
This is a messenger RNA of Lichtheimia ornata, 2019 nucleotides long. RefSeq lists its product as uncharacterized. Gene Ontology annotation, molecular function: phosphatidylinositol-3-phosphate binding. Gene Ontology annotation, cellular component: endosome. Gene Ontology annotation, biological process: retrograde transport, endosome to Golgi; protein targeting to vacuole. Lineage: Eukaryota; Fungi; Mucoromycota; Mucoromycetes; Mucorales; Lichtheimiaceae. The record is from RefSeq and is a predicted model, not a curated record. Bases 1 to 2019 code for a protein of 672 amino acids. The transcript is spliced from 9 exons.